Messenger RNA from Dentiscutata heterogama, 1695 nucleotides. NCBI's taxonomy places the organism in Eukaryota, Fungi, Glomeromycota, Glomeromycetes, Diversisporales, Gigasporaceae. The record is from the annotation of a GenBank genome assembly.
AUGGAUCAAGUUAGCCCGUCAAAAAUGGACGGGCAGCCUCCCUCCGAUGAACAAAAGGAAACUGAAAAGUUGGCGGAUAAUGAACAAUCUUCUCUCAAAGCUCAACUGGAACAGAUGUUUCCACCUUUUGAUAAAGGGAGAAUUGCUUCCAAAGACUUGUUCAAGAUAAUCGAAGCUUUCGAGUCCGAGCAAAAAACCAUUUUGUUGAAAGAUGAAGACCGGUCUUCUCUUCAAUUGUUCUGUGAACAAAAUCCUGAUAUGGAGAUUUCCGUUGAUGAUGUUCUUCAACUUGUGACUAAGCUUAAGCCUCAACAGACUGUUACAGCAUCCUCGUCAUCUAGUACUAAUGUUGUUUCGGAACAGCCAACAAAAAGUAAGAUCAAAUAUGGUUCUAUAAGAUCUGCUUGGCCCAUAAAUCGUCCUUCACCACGUAAUCAUAAAAGCAGAGAAGGCUUAUCAUCUGAAAUCGAUGGGGAAGAGUCUUAUAGUUCCUCAAGUAAUGGCACAACCACUCGUUCCAGAAGAAUGUCGUCUGGAUAUUAUGAUUCUCCUAGCGGCGUGCUUGGUUUUUCAAAACUACAUUAUGAUACAUCCGAUGAUCAUGAAAUGUCAUUCGAGGGAAGUGGCGGAUUUGAUGAAACGGUUUCCUCACUAUUACCCACAACCGCAACCGAUGAUCCUGCUGUCCAACUCAGCAGAUUAUACCGUCACACAGUUGAUCUUACAAAACGACUUAAAGAAUCUGAACGUCAUUUAGCUUCUGUUGCUCGUCAACAUGAAGACCGUAUUGAGGAACUUCAGCAUAAGCUGGAAGAAACAAAAGCGGAUCUUAUGGUUAAAAAGCGCGAAAUUCAAGAUCAUAAAAACAAAGAGAAAACAAACCUACAUCAAAUUUCUGCUUUGGAAGGUGAAGUGCAGAGAAUAGCAAAGGACUUAUCUGGUCAAAUGCAACUAUAUCAUCAAUUAAAAAGACAAUAUGAAGAACAACGCGAGGAAGCGGAGAAACUCAAGGAUCUUGUAAAGAUCAAAGAGGAAGAGUUACAUAGUACACAACGAAAUCUCAAUGUCAUGUCUUCUGAAGAAAAAAAGUGGUUAGACGAGCGCGAACGUCUGGAACAUGCAAAUUUACGUGCUGAGUUAACUGACACUGCUCUUGCCUCAAUAACUGAGGAGCAACAAGGUUCCGAUUCAAACACAGACGAACUUAGACGAUCGAACAAGGAAAUUCGGCUACGUAAUAAAACUAAUGACGAUGAAUCUUCACAUUCGCGACCUGGUGAAAUAGAAAGAUCUAGAGGCGCUGAUGAUCAUGCUCGAAGACCAAACGGUCAAAGACCAGUUCGUCGACAAGUAACAGAUUCAGGCAAUGUUUCACGUAAUUCCACAGGCAAUAGAGAUGUAGAAUCUCAAUAUCAAAUAUUGUCAUCUGAACUUGGAGUGCAAUACGCAUUGAUCGAAGGAAUUUUAAGAAAUCGAGAUUUACCUUCUCCACACGAUAGGCGAGGACAGAUACGUAACAGUCUGGAUGGCGAUAGUGCGGAUUUAACCAGAAGAUUAUCGCGUCAAUCGUCGUCUCGCAAAAAUAGACGGAAAGAAAGAGCUGACGCUCAAAACACUCAAUCAUCUAGAGCUCUUGUUUCACGAAAUAGUGAUAUGAAUGUCGCUCAACGCAAUAAUGCCAUGGUCAAUAACACU